AACCCUCAAAAUGACUCGUUCCUUGAGAGAGGUGGUGAAGGAGUACAUGUCAGAUCGGCGAGUUCGCAAAUAUCGCCUGGUGACCAAAGACGGCCGCUGCAACAUCGAGUUCGGCAAUGUUAUGCACCGAAACCGCUUCGCCUACGUCCUCGACAUAUGGACCACCUUCGUAGAGACCCGAUGGCGGUUUGUCAUCUUGCACUUCGUGGCAUCCUUCACCCUCAGCUGGUUUAUCUUUGGCCUCCUCUGGUACUGGAUCGCCAGAGACCACGGCGACUUGAAGUGGCAGAAUCCACCCGAAAAUCACACGGCGUGCGUCUAUAGCGUCAACACCCUGACUUACGCCUUCCUCUUCUCGCUGGAGACCCAAAGCACCAUUGGUUAUGGAAAUGUGUACAUCACCGACGUCUGUCCGGGAGCCGUGGCUCUGAUUAUAAUUCAGAGUCUUAUGGGCACCAUAAUCAGCUGCUUCUGGUGCGGCGUGGUUAUGGCAAAAAUCGCUCUUCCCAAGAAGAGAGCCAAGACAAUAACCUUCAGUGACUCCGCAGUUAUCUGCCCUAAAAAGGGCACCCUUUGCCUUCAAAUCCGUGUGGCCAACCUGCGCAAGACUUUGAUGAUCGGUAGCCAGAUUUACGGCAAACUCCUGAGGACCACAGUCACCCCCGAAGGUGAGACCGUCAUCUUGGACCAGGUCAGCAUUGACUUCAUGGUGGACGCCGGCAAGGACAACCUGUUUUUCGUGUGUCCAUUGACACUAUACCACGUCAUCGACAAAACCAGCCCGUUCUUUGACAUGGCGGUGGACACUCUGCAUCAGCAGGAGUUUGAGCUCGUGGUGUUUCUCGAUGGAACGGCUGAAUCCACCAGCUCUACCUGCCAGGUCAGGACUUCCUACAUCCCUCAGGAGAUCAUGUGGGGCUACGACUUCCUCCCGAUCAUCUCCCGCAGCAAAGAGGGAAAAUACCGCGUGGACUUUUCCAACUUCGCCAAGGUGGUGCCCGUACCGACCGCUCAUUGCGCCUACUGCUACCACAACGAGGCGGGACACCAUCACCACUCCAUCGAUGGCAUCGAUAACCAGGGCUUUGAGGUGAUCGACAUCGAGACGCCCAACAUCACCAAAAUGUAA
Messenger RNA from Sinocyclocheilus anshuiensis, 1129 nucleotides. Its product is annotated as ATP-sensitive inward rectifier potassium channel 1-like. Gene Ontology annotation, molecular function: ATP-activated inward rectifier potassium channel activity. NCBI's taxonomy places the organism in Eukaryota, Metazoa, Chordata, Actinopteri, Cypriniformes, Cyprinidae. The coding region runs from base 11 to 1129 and encodes 372 amino acids. The transcript has a single exon. Gene Ontology annotation, biological process: regulation of monoatomic ion transmembrane transport; potassium ion import across plasma membrane. Gene Ontology annotation, cellular component: plasma membrane. The record is from RefSeq and is a predicted model, not a curated record.